Xyrauchen texanus (razorback sucker) is the source of this 4448-nucleotide messenger RNA. Its product is annotated as zinc finger protein 438-like. The coding region runs from base 619 to 2847 and encodes 742 amino acids. NCBI's taxonomy places the organism in Eukaryota, Metazoa, Chordata, Actinopteri, Cypriniformes, Catostomidae. Gene Ontology annotation, biological process: regulation of gene expression. Gene Ontology annotation, cellular component: nucleus. The record is from RefSeq and is a predicted model, not a curated record. The transcript is spliced from 8 exons.
AGAGAAACAGUUGUGAAGAUGGGUCGAUCUACUCACCAAAUUAAUGUGUUGCGUGUUCCAAAUUAGCGACGAGUCCUCUCAUCGAGCCGAAGGACUUUCUGGGAGAUAGACCUGUCUCUCGCUCCAGUGAAAUAUAGUUUGCAGUGCUGAAUUCAGCAUGUCUGAGGAGUAGCUGCAGUAUGAGGUGUGAAGGGAUCCAGCCUUGUUAGCCAGGGGUGUGGCGAUGGGCUUGAUUACUACUUGCAAGUUCAUCAUGACAGACGUAUUUAUCCUGGAUUGGGGAGCUAUACUGAAGGUACCAACAGUGAGUGGAAGAUGGUCAACUCUUUGGUGAGCGGAGGGCUGUGGAAGGAGAUGAAAAGAAAGAAGAGGACUGUGAAUAGUCUUGGGAGAGAGACGCUGAAGAUUCUUUGGACAAUGUUUCCCAGAUUCUCAUAGUCAUCAGAAAAAGAGCUGCUAUAACAGAGAGUGCUCCACUAUCGCAGGGAAAUGAGAGACGGCUCCUCCAUCACAUGGCAUACGCUCUGAAGUCUACAUUUACAACUGCUGCCUUUGUUCGACACAGUGCGCGUGAUUCCUGUGAGAUUUUGGAGGAUCUUUAGUGACAGUGUGGCAGGCAUGAAAACCCAAGAGCCCCGUUCCAGCCCUCUGAAAUCACAUACACAGAGUGAGGUACGGCCCCAGUACCAGACUAAGUUUCUUCAGUUUCGCAGCAUUGCCCCUAAAGUCCCUGCAGUGGUUCCAUCAUCUGCAGUCCUGUCCUGCCAACCUCCCUCAGCCCUUCCAGAAUCAUCCACAGCUGUCAGCCCCAAAUCCAUUCUGGUCCCUGCUCAGAAUUAUGCCCUCAUGCAGGUUGCUGGACAAGAGGGGACCUUCUCAUUGGUGGCCUUACCUCACACACAACAGCAACAGCCAAUCCAGAAGAACCUUAAGCUGCCUAUUCCAAGAUACCAACCAGUGAGAAGCAAGAGUGCUCCAGAGAAAUCCAGCUGCAAGACACAGAGUCCUGCCAGGGUUUCGACUACAAAACAGGCUCGAUCAUCUGCUGUAAAAACACAGCAAAGUCCAGACCAAUCAUCUGAGAAGCUUGUUAUGAUUGACACUGCUGCUUCAUCUGAGAUCUGCGUUGUACCCUUGCUACCAGGUUCACAGAAGGAUCAAACAGUGGAACAAAAGAUUGAUGCAGGUCCACUCAACAACCUACACUACCCUCCCAGAGCCUCCAAAACCACACUUGUAGCCCCUGUCAAUAAUAUCUCACCAGUUAAAACCCCAAUAGAGGGUCCAGCCUCAGCUGGUGGUACCAUCACAGUCCUCUCUCCCACUAUCUUCAGUGAAGCUGUUCAGAUCAUUCCAUCUCUACCUAAGGGAAAACUCCCCAUCCUACCUUAUGCCAAGGUGAAGAACUCCCUCUUGGCACCAUCUAGCCUUGCCAGCACCCAGCUCUCAGAGAAGCAGACUUUAAGUGGAGCCAAACCUCCAGACAACAAAGCCAAGGCCACAGAUAACAACGUUAGAAUUGAAAGCCAUGUUCCCAACACCCAGUUAAAGAAACCUCAAGGCAAGAAGCGAGGGAGAAAGAGGAAAACCAUGGAGGAUAUUCUGUCCUUCGAGGCCCGAAAGAAGAGAUCCUUGUCUUUUUUUAGAGGGAGAGUACAUGAGAAACCUCCAACUGGUGUGAGUUCUGCCUCCCAGGAGAAGUUGGUUGACAUAUCAAAAAUCUACAGAAGUAUUCGUCCCAAGCCAGUACUGGUAAUGGAAACCACUGUUCCACAACUUGUACCACUUCCUUCCUUGUCAACACAGGAGAACCCUGAUAAAGAGCUCUCAGUAGGGAAGCACAAAUCAGGAAAACCAUCAGGUGCUACCCAGUCUUCUCAAGCCACUGAUCAGCUGCCUGUGAUAGUUGGUGAAGGUGGUGGAGCAUUUGUUUACGUGAGAAGUCGUCCACUACAUUGCUGUCCUACCUGCAGCAGGUGUUUCCAGUUCAAGCAUCACUUGCAGAGCCACAUGAACAGCCACAGUAACCUUCGGCCCUAUGUCUGCCCUGUGUGCAGGAAAGCUUAUGCUCACUCUGGCAGUCUGAGCACUCAUAUGAAGCUGCACCAUGCAGAAAGCAGACCCAGGAAGAGCCUUUGCUGUGAGUUCUGUGAGAAGUUGUUUGGCUAUGUCGGCGUCUACUUCAGCCACUUAAGAGAGGUGCACAGAGUCAUACUCACUGUGGAGCCAUCCAUCAGUCAACACGAGGAAAACGUGCCUAUAGAAGAAUCUUCAGAGGCUGAUGAACAGGCCUUAGAACAACAUGUUGACCCAGUCGAGCUACAGAUGAAGUGUGGCCGCUGCCAGGCCAUCACACCUACCUUUGCUGACAUGAAGCUGCACUUGCUCUACGUGCAUGGUGAGGAGGUCCAGGUGCGACUGAGGGAGGGAGCUAUGUGCAGAGGUCGUGAAGCAGAAGAUGAACUGGUCAAACAUGCAGCACAUUACUGGAGGCAGCUUAAAGAGAAACGCAACCGAGUGCACUGCGGCACCUGCGAUGAGGAGUUCUUCUCAUUUUCCAAGUUCAAGCGGCACCUCCCCUCUCACCAUCAAGGAGCCAGAGAGAGUCGAGAAGAGGAGGAAGUGGAUGGGUUAGUAGAGGAGGACCAUGUAUUAAAGGGUUUCAGUAAAGCUAUAACUUUGAGGGUGGGGUCCAAUUUUAACUGCAUCCUUUGCAGUAAGGUGUUCAACAAGAAACAGGAAGUUAUGGAGCAUUGGGGGGCACAGCACAAUUGUGAAAACCCCACCCUUCUAUGGGAUGUCCUGGACUUCAAGGGGAAGAACAUGGCUACUGAUGGGCCAAAUUAACUGCAAAUGGGUAAUUUAUUAUUUUCUCCAUGCUGUUAGGUGAAUGCAAAAACAAUCCACUAAAAGACACACUCAGUAUUAUAUGUUCAAUGUUGUCUUUUGCACUGUUUUUAUUUUGAAUUUUAUUAUUAUUUAUAACCUCAUUGUUGAUUUGUAAUGCUUGAAUUUCUAAUGUUUAUUUGUUUGUUUGAUCAUUUAUUUUAUUUGGAUGAGUUUCUAUGUAUAGCUGCAUGGAAUACUGACAUAAAACUCAAAUCUCCAAAAUUAAUUCACAAACAUUAUGAUGGCCCAGGUUCAUAUAUAAAGGUAAUAUAAAUGCCAUUAAAUGAGAGACCCAAGGACAAUAAUCAAAAUGUAAGGUUUGUGGAGAUGUUUUGUGUAAGUGCUUCAGUUGUGAGACUGAAAAAAAUACAUUCUCAUCAUAAACACUUUGCCACUCUGAAUACAAAUGGAGCAUGAUUAGAAUAAAAUUGAAAUUGAAAUAACAUUUGAAGUAACAACAAAUUAUCAGUGAUAUUUCACAAACACAGUCCUUAUUACACAACUAAAAUAAAUGCUGCCAGAAAAUCUCUACCAAGAGUAAUUUAUCAGAUUCUUAAAUCAGGAUUAAAAAAUAUACCUGAAAAAAAAGGAAAAUCCUUAACUAUUAGGUGUAGUAUGAAUGUUUUGGGUGGGAAUGUUGUAUAUUUUAAAAAGUUUUUUCCUUGGUGAAAUCUGUGGUGAUUUAUUUCAAUUAUUGGUCUGUUGAGACAUAUUUGUUUCCAUUUAUAUAAAAUAUAUAUAACGGUAAUGGAAUGUUAAAAAAAAAAUGUAAUUAGUUAUGUAUGUAUACUUGUAUAGAUAGAUAUAUUAUAUAUAAAUCUAUCUAAGUAUAUUCAGCUGUAUAUUGAGAAUAUAUAUUUACACAGAAGACAUAGUGAUCUUGCCCUGCUGAAUUCUCAUGAGAAAUGAGCAAUUAUAAUAAUUGAACCAUUUUAAUAAUGUCCUUAAUGUCUUAAGCAUAAAUGUAGCUGCAACUGUUCUGUAAUCCAUCAUCUGCUUUAACAGGUGCUGUGUUAAACCAAGAACCGAUGAAGUCCACUAACGUUCAUGUUCUUCAAACGGCACAAAACAACAUGAAAUCCCAAAGUACCAUUUAAGUUUGCUUUUCAAAGUUGAAUUCUUACAAAUAAUUUAAAGUAAAUAAUGUUGAUCUUGAAUAUCAGUGAUCAAACAGAAGGGACAACUGCUGUUUGUCUGGUCUGAAUAACCCAUUAAAUGUUUUGAUUGUGGAUCUUGUCUUUGGUGGAUUUUUCUAGACUUAAAUCUGAUUUUCAUUGAAAAAUAAUUUAUUUUAAGUGUUUUCUUUUUUAUGGAUAAAAACAGUUAAGCCAUUUCAGAUGCUGUACUAGCAUAUUCUUUGAGAUUCUAAGCCACAAGAGUAAUGCCACAGCUGUCUGAUUGUUUGACAUAGGAACAUUUUAUCAUUUCCUGUUCUGAAGAUGAUCUUUUCCCUGCCACUGUGAUAAAGUUGUCUGUUUGCGGCUUUAGAUAAAGUAAGCCCACAAUAGCAUCUGUGCUAGAAAGUACAUCCCCAAAUCAUUGAUUAUUGGUGCCUAAAU